Molecule: messenger RNA, 3540 nt
Organism: Cavenderia fasciculata
Lineage: Eukaryota; Evosea; Eumycetozoa; Acytosteliales; Cavenderiaceae
Exons: 3
Coding region: 1-3540 (1179 amino acids)
Source: RefSeq, a predicted model, not a curated record
AUGAUUUCAUCUCAAGACCCACCAACAACAACGACUACUUCAACAACUACCUCAACUGAAAAGUCAACAGAGUCUGAUCAAGACGAUAUCAUUGAAAACUCGCAGGCUGAUUAUAAUACUACCUCGAAAAAGAUUGAUGAUACUAGUAGUAGUAGUAGUGGAGAUGAUGACAAUGACAACGAUGACAAUGGAAAAGAAGAGCAAGAAGAAGAAGAAGUUGACAUAUUCACAGAUUAUGCAAACAAAACAGAGAUACCUGAUUUCUUUGCGCCUGGCUUUGCCAACCAACCACUCAGCUUUUUAAACGCUGCCUCUCAGACUGUUGAUGAUUUAUCGGGAACUGGCGUCGGCACACAACAACAACACCAAAUAUCACAAGUGUUUCUCUUUGACCAAGACGAAGAACAAGAGAUGGACAUUAACGUCUUUAAAAGUCGUCUCUCAAAAGAACAAAAAGAGAAACAACGAAGUUCUUCUACACAAUCGAAUCAAUCAACUACCAUACCACCAGCAACUCAAGACAAUCAAGAUGAUGAGGAUGAAGAAGAAGAUGAAGAUGAAGAUGAUGAAGAGGAAGAAGAAGAUGAUGAAGAAGAUGAAGAUAAAGAUGUUGAAAUGAAACCAACAACAACAACGACAACAAAUUUUGGAAUUAAUAAUAACAACAAUAAUAAUAGCAAGAAUAAUAAUGGUCUUUCAACUCAAGAAUUCAUCUCUUCGAAAUUGACAGAAAUGCUAUCACAGAAAUCACCUGCAUCUGGCAGUACUAUUGAAUCGUCACAAGAGAGUACUGUUAAAAGAUUCACUGUUUUGGCAUCACAGUCACCAAAUUCAUCGCCAUUCAAACCAAAGGUUGUUGCUUCUAGGUUGGCUCGUGUCCCACCACCUCCAGCUGACAUGGAUAGUCAAGAUGAGGCGGAGCAAGAAGAGAAUGAAAAGGAGAAGGCAUCUGGUAUACUACCACCGACUCCCAUUGACAAUCUAAAGAUGCAUACAUCUAUGCAACCUAUGUUUGAUCAACCUACCAUUGAAGAAGACGAAGAAGAAGAGAAAAUGGAACAAGUAGCCAACAACAAAAACAACAAUAGUAAAGAUGAAGAUGAGGAUGAAGAUAUGGAUGAUGACAAUGGGGAAGAAGAAGAAGAAGAAGAUGAAGAAGAGGAUGAUGAUAGUGAAGAGGAAGAGGAAGAGGAAGAUGAGGACGAAUUAUUUAAUUCAAAGAUUAACUAUAUAUCUCAAUCCAGACAAACUUCUGAACAACUUAAACAACAACAACAACAAAAGAUACAAGAACAAUCAAAGAACAAACAAAAGGAACAACAACAACAACAACAACAACAAGAUAUACAUGACCAAUUAUUAAAUAGUGAAGAGGGAAGCAGUGAUUUAGAAGGUAGAUUAAAACUAAUGUGCGAGGCUUGUGGAAAGAAUCCGCCAGUAUUUAUUACAAAGGAUAAUAUUCAAAUGUGUGCAAGUUGUUCAAAAGGAAAGCAACUUGGUCAUGGUGAUAACAAAUAUAAUAAUAUUAAUAAUAAUAGAAAAAGUUCAGAGAGAUUGGUGCGUAGUCAACCUCUACCACCACACCAAAAAGCAUUUCAACCAUCAUCCAUGACACCUGAUGAUACUGGAAUGGAUCCAAUUGAACUUGAACCUUGGAUUAUUGAUUCUAUUUUAACUGAAAAACCAAUACCUAAACCAACUUUACAACUUAUUGCUCUUGUACCAGAACCACCAAAAGAAUCAACAUUGGCAAAGAAACAACAAGAUAUUAGUAAUAGUAGAACAGUGGUUGUAUCGGAUGGAAAACAUUUUGUUCAUGCAAUUCUUAAACUAUACGAUAUGAGAAAACUAAUGUUUGCAAAGAAAUCAUAUAUCUUUUCACAUAUCCUCGGAUGUGUGUUUACAUUGGAGAAUUUCAUCGUCUUUCCAAACGAUACCUUUACCGACUUUAUAUUACAUGUCGAUGGUGUAAAGGUUAACCACUUUUUAAAUCACGUCAUCAAUCGUGACGAGAUCAAGGAACCCAAAGAGAAUGAGCAAAUCACAAAGAUUCUGACUCGUAUCAACCCUCUCAACUUUUUCGCCUAUAGCCAUCCACCCGACUAUGCAUCUGAAUUUUUUGGUGCAUCUAGAACCAAUCCAAAGGAAUAUUCUGUCAACCCCGAUGAAUGUAAAAUCUCUGAUCAAUGUAAAAAUGAUUUAUUGGAAAUAGAUGAUCAAGUAUGGAAAGCAGAGGAAGAAGAUGCUUUUAAAAUUAGAAUUGGUUUCCAAGCAGAUACAAUUGACAAGGAUAAGGAUAAACAAAACAAUGUUGAUGAUGACGAAAAGGUGAUUGAUAAAGAAGAAGAAGAAGAAGAGAAAGAGAAAGAGAAAGAGAAAGAGAAAGAGAAAGAGAAAGAGAAAGAAAAAGAAAAACAAUUACAAGAGGAAAAAGAAAAACAAGCACAAGAAGAAAAAGAAAAGGAAAAGGAAAAAGAAAAAGAAAAGGAAAAGGUUCAAGAAGAAACAGAAGAUAUUCAAAGUAGUGCAACAGCACAACAAAGCCAAACAUUCGAAAUUGAGGAAGAAGAAGAAGAUCAACAUCAAAAGAGUUUUGUUGCCGAUAAAGAAUCAACUCAAGAUUUUGGAAAUAAUGUGCAAUCUAGCUUUGACUAUCAAAAUAAUAAUCCAUCUCUAUCAUCGUUUGCCGAUGAGAUUCAGGACCAAGAGGAUAGGGUAGACCAGGAUAUGAGAGAUAAAGAUGAAGCAAUGGAUAAAGAUGAUGAUAACACUGCGAAAAAGGAUGGCAAACAAUCUAAAUCAACAGAUAGUGAUAUUGAAGUAUCAGAUGUUGAAGAUAUGGCCUCUUGGAUACCAAAGAGAACUAAAUCCUCUAGCAUGUUUAAUUCACCACCAGAUCCUUUGGGUUCACCUGCCAUUGUAAAGAAAAGUAACUAUAGUUAUAAACCUGCUACCCCAAAGGGUACUGCAUCCAAAAAAUCGGCUCAAAAACAACAACCAUUCAAAUCACCAGCAAUCAACAAACUACAAGAUGAAAAGAAAAAGGUGGUGACAACUCCAUCAUCAAAAAAGAUAGAUGAUGAAAAGGAAAAGAAAAUAUUGGAAAAGAAAAAACAAGAAGAAGAAAGAGAAGAAAAAGAAAGACAAGAAAGAGAAGAAAGAGAAGAAAGAGAAGAGAGAGAAGAAAGAGAAAGACAAGAAAGAGAAGAAAGAGAAGAAAGAGACAGAGAAAGAGAAGAGAAGAGAUUAGAAAGAGAAAAGAAAAAAGCAGCAACCAAGAAACAAGAAUUAGAAAGAGAAAAGAAGAAAUUGGAAGAAAAGAAGAGAUUAGAUAAGGAAAAAGGGAGACUGAAAUCAAAACCAAAAAUCACACCUAAAAAAGGACAAAAGAGAAAAACUGUUGAUGAUGAUGAUGACGAUUAUGGAUCAAUUACUCCUUCAAAGAAAAAACAAACAAAGAAAAAGACAAAGAAAUCAUCAGAUGAUGACGAUGAUGAUUUUGAUUUUGGAGGAGUGGACCUUGAUGCAUUCUAUAAUUAG